This is a messenger RNA of Acanthochromis polyacanthus (spiny chromis), 1974 nucleotides long. RefSeq lists its product as uncharacterized. The record is from RefSeq and is a predicted model, not a curated record. The coding region runs from base 21 to 941 and encodes 306 amino acids. The transcript has 8 exons. NCBI's taxonomy places the organism in Eukaryota, Metazoa, Chordata, Actinopteri, Pomacentridae.
CACAGAGACGAAGCAGCACAAUGGCAUGCUACAGCCGACAGUGUUUCCUAUGUCCAAGGCUUUGGCUGGUUCUGGCUUUGGCUGUGUGGCCCAUUGUCACAGAAGGGGCUGUUCUGAUUCUGCUCAGAGGGGAAGUUGGUGGAAAUGUGACCUUUAAGUCGUCCACUUUGAAGCAGGGAAAGAUACAAUAUAUGUAUCUCCAAAAGGACAUCAAUGGGCAUCAAGUAUUCAUCAAUGGAUACUACUCAGGAAAGCACAUCAAAGAAUCACCAUGGCCGAACACAAGAGUGGAUAACAACACGAAUGAGGUCCACAUGUUUGGACUGAACAUGUCACACAGUGGAGACUACGACCUCCUUAUCCACUACAACAACGAUGGGGAACCGACUAAAACAAUUAUACGACUGAAUAUCACAGGAAAGUACUCUGCACCUUCAGUCACACUAGUGUGUAGUGAUGAAAACAAAUUCAAGAGUUGCAUCGUGACAUGUGCCUCACAUGGGGGCUUCCCUCUCUCCAACAUGGCAUGGAAAGUGUUUGGGACCGAGAAUACCAGGAAUAAUGAUUGGAAAGUCCUGAACAAGACUGAAGAUCUGAGUAAGGACACCAAGUUGUUCACAAGCUCCAGCACUGCUUUCUUCAACUGCUCCAGAGGAGAGAUGAACUUCAGCUGCUCUGUGGGUGGUGUAACCUCCGAGGAGCAUACAGUCUGCACACACCAGGAUCCACCGAACAAUCCCAAUCUUUAUGUGAUAAUUCUAGCUUGUCUAGUGCCUUUCGUAGUGGUGGUGAUAAGUUUGGGACUAUGGUGGUGGAGAUGCAAGAAAAGACCGAUAGGAACAGCAGCGGCAAAAGAUGUGGUGGAAGAGCUACAGCUAAAGGGACGUGAGGAGGAGAUAACAGUCCUCACUGAAUCUAAGGAGGUGACAGAAGCAUCUUGAGUGUUAAACUGAUGAAGAAGACCAUCCAGUUUUUGUCUACGACCAAAAAUCAUAGAUGUUCUGGAAACAAGAACCAAAACUGUAUGUCAAUCAGAUGUACAUUACAUUUGUGACUGACUGCCAAGACGGGAAUGACCAGUGUCCUCAAGACUCAGUGAAUCACCAGGGACCACAUGCUGCCAACAUUUCAGUGUCACUUGUGACUUUCACAUUUUUGAGGAAGUAUAUAUUAUUACUGGUGAAGCAGGAUGCGUCACUAAACUGACAACAGCAAAUGAGAAUGACUUACUUCUCCAAAAAAAAAGCACUUUUCCAGUGGUGUGUGGUGAGAUUGAUGUUGCAUUCCCGGAAACUGUACCUCAUGGAAACACCACCUUGCACUGUGAGUGGGAAAGUUCAAAGGAGAAAGACUGUAAGACUUUAUUGUUACACUGACGUUUGUGGACGGAAAUGAGACCGUUACACUUGCUGCUAGGGUCACCUCUGGGGUGUUUUAGCAUUUUUUUAAAUUAUGAUAUAGUGCAGUUACUGCACUUUAAAAUAUCCUUAGUAGCCUUGUUUAAAUUGCUACAUGUACUGUACAUAUAAACUAGAGCGGCACCAUGGCCUCUUAAUUUGCAUGAUCAGUAGCCAAAUAAAUGUGAAAGACAAAAUCUGUGAAUUAAGAAAAGACAGGUGCCAAAAUAUUGUUUGCACAUUAUUUGCUUUGCUGGACUUUGCCGUUUCAACCAAGCUUUCUUUAGUAUUCUGUAAGGUCUUGUAUUCCCUAGUAAAGUGCAAUAAUGGAUACAAGGAUAAGAGGGUUUUUCCUGCUUUUAACUGAAUGGCCGUUGCUCUGAUUGUUGGUAUUUUGGUCUUUUCACAACUAUGACAUUUUUCUCAGGUUGUUGUUCUCAUUUGAAACGUACUUGUGCAAAAUAUUUAUUCAAUUGUUUGUUUUUCCUUCUCAAUGCUGGACUGUAAAAUGCACUAUCAUUUGCUAUUUAUCCAAGCUAUAUCCCUUUUGUAAACCAAUUAAACUUGUAAAACUCCA